Messenger RNA from Phycodurus eques (leafy seadragon), 1230 nucleotides. RefSeq names its product glucagon receptor-like. Gene Ontology annotation, biological process: cell surface receptor signaling pathway; adenylate cyclase-modulating G protein-coupled receptor signaling pathway. Gene Ontology annotation, molecular function: glucagon receptor activity; peptide hormone binding. NCBI's taxonomy places the organism in Eukaryota, Metazoa, Chordata, Actinopteri, Syngnathiformes, Syngnathidae. The coding region runs from base 1 to 1230 and encodes 409 amino acids. The record is from RefSeq and is a predicted model, not a curated record. The transcript is spliced from 12 exons. Gene Ontology annotation, cellular component: plasma membrane.
AUGGCCAGCGGGAAAGUGCUAGAGGAAACCUAUCACAAGUGGCUGCAGUAUAAGGACGACUGUUUCAAGAUGAUUGAAAACGAGCCACCGCCUCAAGAUGGCUUGUUUUGCAACAGGACGUUUGAUAGAUACGCCUGCUGGCCAGAUACUCCCGCUGGUUCUCUCGUCAACAUCUCCUGUCCUUUCUACCUGCCCUGGUAUGAUCACGUGUCACACGGCGUGGUGCAGCGGCAGUGCGGCACCGACGGCCUCUGGGAGCGUGACGAUGACGGCCACGUGUGGAGGGAUAAGUCCCAGUGUGAAGAGGACAAAGAGGUCACAUCUCAGGAGAUGUGGAUCCAAAAAAUGAUGUUGAGCUUCAGGACGUUGUACACCGUGGGCUAUUCCCUGUCGCUCUUCUCUCUUGUUACUGCUCUUGUCAUUCUGCUGAGCUUUAGGAAACUGCAUUGCACACGGAACUACAUCCACGCCAAUCUCUUCCUGUCCUUCAUCCUGCGAGCCGCAUCUGUCAUUGUUAAGGACGCCAUGCUGGAACGCCAUUGGGGACGUGAAAUUAUGAAAACGACGGACGUGAGCAAUAUGCUCAGCCAUCAGGCUGCUAUUGGCUGCAGGAUGGCACAGCUUCUGAUGCAGUACUGUGUGCUCGCCAACCACUACUGGUUCUUUGGAGAGGCCAUUUAUUUGUACUCUGUGCUAAUAUCCUCAGUGUUCAUCGACAGUAACAAAUACUUGUCAUACAUCUGUUUAGGCUGGGGAGCCCCACUUCUCUUUGUCAUUCCCUGGGUCGUGAUGAAGAUACUGAAAGAAAACAAAGAAUGUUGGGCUGUCAAUGAGAACAUGAACUACUGGUGGAUCAUUCGUUCCCCAAUUCUUCUCGCUUCGCUUAUCAACUUUCUGAUUUUCGUGAAGAUUCUGAAGGUCAUUCUAUCCAAACUGCGAGCCAACAACCAGAGUGACUACUCUGGUUACAAACGUCGGCUCGCCAAGGCGACGCUGACACUCAUUCCCUUGUUUGGCAUCCACGAAGUCAUCUUCAUCUUUGUAACGGAUGAGCAAACCACAGGGGUUCUGCGCUACUGUAAAGUUUUUUUCACACUUUUUCUCAACUCAUUUCAGGGUUUCCUGGUGGCGGUUCUCUACUGCUAUGCAAACAAAGAGGUGAGGAUGGAGUUGAAGAGGAAAAUGCGUAGCUGGAGGACAAAAGCACAGAUGCUAUGUUGUGGACAGUGA